CACAAGCGGUAGUUGAUUACUCUCGUCUAGAUGGUCACGUCUGACGACACUGAGGCGGAAGCCGGAAGAAAAACAACAACCGGUUUGUUUCAUAUUCUGAGCUUCUUCUUUUUUUUCAAAGAGCACUACUAUAUACAAUGGACGUGGUGGAGACCAAACUCACAGGGUCCCCUGGGCCCAAAGGUAUCCAUGGAGACCAAGUAAUGCAGACCCUGAGGGGGGUGAAGCAGGAGGACUGUGGGCCCCUAACAACACCCCUAACAACGUACCUGAGUUUUGCUCAUGUGAAAACAGAAGAAGAGGAGGAAGAGAUAUGGGGUGUGGCUCACCCAAGUACAGGGUUCUUCAACGUCAAGAAAGAGGAAGAGGAAGAAGCCAUAAUAUAUCCUAUACAGCCUAAUGACAACCCAAGCCCUACUUCUGACCUUACCAGCCACAGUUCUGACGACUCCAGCCCUGACAAUGGCCCUAGAGCCACCCCUGACAAUGGCCCUAGAGCCACCCCUGACAAGAACAACCCCCACCAUAAUAGCGACCCCAGGUCUGGCCCUGCCGGUGGAGGGGCAUCGGACAAGGACCCUGCAUCCAGAGAGGAAGACGAGGAGGGAGAGGAGAGGAGCCCCCAGAUCUCAGCAAACCCAGGGACUAAGCCCAACAAGACCAAAGGCGGUCGUCAGAGACCGUUCCCCUGCUCUCGGUGUGGGAAGCGUUUAUCCACCACUGUUAGCUUAGACAAACACCAGGUCAUCCACACCCGACUGAGACCGUACCCCUGCUCCGUACCGGCCUGCGCCAAGAGGUUCUGCUCACCAGCCGAGCUGAAGAGACACACACUCACACACACAGGAGAGAGACCCUUCCCCUGUCCAGACUGUGACAAGAGCUUCACCAUACUGGCUGCUUUAAAGACCCACCAGAGAACACACACUGGAGAGAGACCUUACGUCUGUGAGGUGUGUGGGAAGGGCUUCGCCCAAACGGGGAACCUGAAAUCCCACGAGCGCAGGCACACCGGAGAGAGACCGUUCUCCUGCUCCUUCUGUGGGAAGACCUUUGUAGAGUCUGGCCAUCUGAAGAAGCACCAGCGUAUCCAUACAGGAGAGAAGCCGUACCACUGCAGCAGCUGCCCCAUGAAGUUCCCUUCCUCCAGCGAGCUCAGGGUCCAUGAGAAGAUCCACAGCCAGGAGAAACCUCACAGCUGUUCCUACUGCGACAAGGCAUUCAAACAGCUGUCCAACCUCAAGCUCCACCAGAGAAUACACUCUGACCAGAAGCCUUACGCCUGCUCCUACUGCGACAAGACCUUCCGUGCUCAGGGGACCUUAAAGGUGCACCUGAGGACUCACACAGGAGAGAGGCCUUACCCCUGCUCCGACUGUGACAAGCGUUUCAUCACGUCCUCAGAGUUGAAGGUGCACCAGAGGAUUCACACGGGAGAGAAGCCCUUCUACUGCUACGACUGUGGGAAGAGUUACUAUCAGCUGAAGCAGCUGAAGGAACAUAUGAAGUUCAACCCGGACCACAGCACCACACGUAGCGGACUCAGUAACAUAGAGGACGAGGACAAGCUCUACUCAGUAACAUAGAGGACGAGGACCAGCUCUACUCAGUAACAUAGAGGACGAGGACAAGCUCUACUCAGUAAAAUAGAGGACGAGGACCAGCUCUACUCAGUAACAUAGAGGACCAGCUCUACUCAGUAACAUAGAGGACGAGGACCAGCUCUACUCAGUAACAUAGAGGACGAGGACCAGCUCUACUCAGUAACAUAGAGGACGAGGACCAGCUCUACUCAGUAACAUAGAGGACGAGGACAAGCUCUACUCAGUAAAAUAGAGGACGAGGACCAGCUCUACUCAGUAACAUAGAGGACCAGCUCUACUCAGUAACAUAGAGGACGAGGACCAGCUCUACUCAGUAACAUAGAGGACCAGCUCUACUCAGUAACAUAGAGGACGAGGACCAGCUCUACUCAGUAACAUAGAGGACCAGCUCUACUCAGUAACAUAGAGGACCAGCUCUACUCAGUAACAUAGAGGACCAGCUCUACUCUACGUCACAUGAUGAUGUAACGAUGUCUUGAUUUAUUUUUUAUUUUAGUUGGCUAGAAACAGACAUUACAUUUUAUUUAAUUGUUUUAUUUUAUUUAACUAGGCAAGUCAGUUAAUACAUUUUUAUUUAUAAUGACGGCCCACCCCGGCCAAACCUGGACGACGCUGGGCCAAUUGUGUGCCGCACUGUAGGACUCCCAGUCACGGCCGGAUGUGAUACAGCCUGGAUUCAAACCAGGGACUGUAGUAACGCCUCUAGCACUGAAAUGCAGUGCCUUAGACCGCUGUGCCACUCAGAAGCCCCCUCAAAAAAUAUAUAUAUAUAUUUAUCAUCCUCGGGGAUGCCAUCGAUGCCACAUCAUUGGAAAGAGAGAUAGAACAUUACUUUGCUAGCACUCUACUCGUUCCGUGAUGACGUCACAGUGGUGAUGUCAACAUGUCUAUUAGAAUGUUCUGUCAUUGUUCUGAGCAGACACAAGGUCAACGCUCUGUUUUAGAUGUCGACAAAAUGGUCAUUUUGAUUUAAAUGUUUUUAUUUUUUACUUUUUAGGUUGUUUGGAAACUGACAUUACAUGAAAGACACCUUUUA
Oncorhynchus keta (chum salmon) is the source of this 2640-nucleotide messenger RNA. RefSeq names its product zinc finger protein OZF-like. Gene Ontology annotation, biological process: regulation of transcription by RNA polymerase II. The coding region runs from base 138 to 1586 and encodes 482 amino acids. Lineage: Eukaryota; Metazoa; Chordata; Actinopteri; Salmoniformes; Salmonidae. Gene Ontology annotation, cellular component: PcG protein complex; transcription regulator complex; nucleus. Gene Ontology annotation, molecular function: RNA polymerase II cis-regulatory region sequence-specific DNA binding; DNA-binding transcription factor activity, RNA polymerase II-specific. The transcript has 8 exons. The record is from RefSeq and is a predicted model, not a curated record.